AUGAAGGCCAUAACAGAUAUCAGUCAUUAUGACCUGUUUCGCAUUCUCGACUUUUUGAAACAAAGCUGCGAAUUGCAGAAUGCCAAUGAAUCUGUUGCUGCCAUCAAAUAUGCCGACAUCUUUAACUUUGCCGUUACGUGUGCGAGGUUCAAGAGAAUCGUUUGGGAUUGGUCGCGAUCGAUGUACGACCAGUUGGAAAUCGAUCUGCUGCACGUAGUUCCGCACAAACAUUUGACCGUCAAGUUUAUGGAGAUUCAUAAAACCCUAAAGAGAGCCACAAAGCAAAAGAGAGACCGGUACAUGGACCUAUAUAUCAGGGCAAUGAUGGGGAACCCUCUGCUUAACUCCGUUGAACUGAGCUUCAACACCGAGGAAUAUGUUCGUGAACACGAGAGUAUUUUCGAAGAAAUUUUAAAUGGACUGCAGGGCAAAGCAGAGCGUGUGGUUUUGGAUCCGGACAGAGUUCCGAAAUUCAAGGAUUUCAUCUUUGCAGGUCAUGAGAUUCGAGGUCUUGGGCUUUUUCGCAAUAUAGUCAAGCUGAGCCUAACAUCAUCCUUUGAAAUGUUUGAUCUGGUUGAGUUCUGCUCCAGAAAUCCUUCACUGGUCACCCUAGAAGUCAACGCAAGUCAGUUUUCCGACCAUGGAAAGUUAACUCAAAUUGUUGGCCAUUGCCCAAACUUGAAACAACUGAAAUUCCUGCUGAGUACCAAUAUAGGGGAUAAUGGUUAUGUCAGGCUCUCACUUUUGGACAAGCUGCAGAAAUUGGAAAUCGGUUGGAAGCCAGUGGAAACAGAGGUCAAUUUCCUGAUGCCAACCUUUGAUAAUGAAGGUGAAGAAGUCAUGUUGAAGGAAUGGCAUUCGACACAGACUUUCGAAAUGGAUGAGGGUCUCACAACAAAACGUCAGAGAAUGGACUAUGAAUAUGAACCUCCAGUCGCAGAAGUUCCGUAUUUUGAGCAACCCAUUUCCGUGCUCCAACUUCUAAAAGCCUUUAGCGAGAAAAAAAAGUCAAAACUAAUCCAAUUGUGCUUAAAGUUCGAUGUUGAUGACGAAAUGGUGCAGGUCAUUUCGAAAAUUAAAGGCCUUAGAAUGUUAGAGUGUGGACUUUGUGACCCCAAAAGUAUUGUGCACCUUAAGAGCCACCCAAACCUUACGAGAGUGAGCAUUCGUAAUAAGGGACACUUUGUUACUGAAGAUAUUGCAGAUUUACUAAAAAAACAAGUUACCGUCUCAAGUGAUGAUUCAAAAUUGUUUUUAUCUCCCCGGGGUCACCUAACUAUUUGCUCAAAGAAUGCGGAAAUCUAUCGGUUGGUGAACUUCGAACCUUUCCUAAGACUUGACAACCUUAAAAGUCUUGGAUUAUCUGCUAAAAUGAUCGUAUUAAUGGCAUCAGUGCUACAUUUAUUUUUGGAGCGCGGAGUGAAGAUCAAGAGCGAAGCUUGUAAUAUAACCCUAGAUCCCGAAACUCGCAGUCUGAAAAUCAUUUACGACAAUGACUACUUAGGUGAAGAACUGCCUUUGCCAAUGGUAAAAAAUGUGCGCCAUUUCCGAUAUUUAUCUGUUAAUAUGCCAACUUCUCGCUUGCUUCUUAGUUUAUCCACUCUGAACUUCAAAACGCUGCAAGAAUUAUAUAUCAGUACACCGUUUACAACAUUUAAAGUAUCUGAAGAUAAGUACCUCAACCAAACCGUGGUUAAGUCCUUGGUCACCCUAAGCUGCUUGAGAAAAAUCUCUUGCGGAUAUCAGAAGUUGAAAGACAUUCAGUUCUUGGGUCAGCUGAAGGAUCUGGAAAUCAUCGAGGUUUUAUCAGAGCACCACCCAAAAAAUGUGAACUUUCCAAGAUUCCUAGCUCCCAUUUUGAAGAACUGUCACAAAUUAAAUUCCUUUCAAGUCAAUGUUCCCGCCAAUGCAAUAACAAAGAAGUUUUUAAAUAGCCUUCAUUAUGCGGUUGUGGCCAAUAGAGAUAGAGACUUGAACCUAAUUCUUUGCUUAAUGUGGAGAGAAGCAGAGGCACAGAUGGAAACAGCUUUAACUUUAAACGAGAAACAGAAAACAUUGAUCGAUAAACCAUACCAGCUUAUGAAGUUGAGAAUAAAAUAUGUUGAAAAGGAAUACUUCUUUGAUUAA
This is a messenger RNA of Drosophila ficusphila, 2127 nucleotides long. RefSeq lists its product as uncharacterized. The coding region runs from base 1 to 2127 and encodes 708 amino acids. The record is from RefSeq and is a predicted model, not a curated record. The transcript has 4 exons. NCBI's taxonomy places the organism in Eukaryota, Metazoa, Arthropoda, Insecta, Diptera, Drosophilidae.